Messenger RNA from Symbiodinium natans, 1287 nucleotides. The record is from the annotation of a GenBank genome assembly. NCBI's taxonomy places the organism in Eukaryota, Dinophyceae, Suessiales, Symbiodiniaceae.
AUGGCCGGCAUCAAGCGCUGCUUCCGGAAUGCGGGCCAAAUCUACUAUGGCGAGGUGGAGGAGCAGGCAGAUGGCACCUGCUUGAGAGAUGGCCUUGGGCUGCAGCUCUUCACAGCUCGGGUGCCGCCCCGUCCCGACACGGCGGAGGGGGAGACGGAGACUGCGGAGACUGCGGAGAUCGUGCACGGCCGCUACCAAGGAGCCUGGAAGAAGGGACAGCUUACGGGUGCAGGCGUGUAUCGCUGGAGCGAUGGAACCGUGUAUGACGGAUACUUUCUCGAUGGCUCCCCUCAUGGCUAUGGCCGCAUCCGAUGGCCGGAGGGUACAGUCUACGAUGGAGAUUGGAAUCGUGGAGAGAUGCAUGGGCAAGGGACCUACAUUUGUGGCUUCAAACAUCUGGAGAGCCAUGGAAUCUUCUGGCGAAACUGCCUCAAGAACCACACGGGACAGUGGGUGAGCAAGGUGGAGGAAAGAGAAGCUCUCAGACAGCAGCAUCUCAAGAUUAAUGCUUAUCCUAGCACAUGCUACGUCAUUCCGGUGAUUCGAUGUGAUGGCAAAGACAUCCUGGCCAAAGCGCUAACAAUAUCACAAGAACCACCGUACUUGGUCCCUUUCUUGCUUGCCAAGCAGUCCUGCAGUGCCGGGCCGGAUACCAAUGAGACAUCGCCACCUCCUAUGUGCUACGUAGAAGAAGAUGCACCUGGUGUCCUAGGGUCCACUUUCGGGACCUCCAUCCAUAUUGCACAUGUAGCAGUCGAGAAGCGGCGCAUGCGGCACACAGACCCUCUAUUCCAAAACGCCAUUCAGCGGGCAUUGCUGGAGUCCAGGCCCUUGUCGUUGAUUUGGGCCGACGAUGACAAGCGAGCGUCUCCAUUCUCGGAUCAGCUUGAGAUCCCGGUAGACAUCUGGGACCUCGAGAAUGCGAAAGCGGUGCCUGACGAGUGGUCUCUCGACUACUUCUUCGACAAGCUGGUGUUGCCAACGGACAUCUUCGACCCUCUCCAUUUCCAGUGCAGCAACCAGGCCUCUGCCUUCCUGCCGGAGGCGCAGGUCCAGCAGGACCCGGCGGAGCCGGCGGAGCCGGCGGAGCCGGCGGAGCCGGCACAUCCCGAGAUGCAGCCUCCUCCCAUUCUCCACACCUUGCGUGUUCUGAUGAUGUCGCUCAAGAAGCGCCUCGACACCUCGAUUCCGAACGGGGCUGAAGACGAGUCUAUCAGGAAGCACAUGCGGAGCCGCUUCGGAUCUGCGGUGCCGCUGCACCGCAUUGCGGUGCUCGUUGCUGGUUGA